Anolis carolinensis (green anole) is the source of this 1467-nucleotide messenger RNA. RefSeq lists its product as uncharacterized. The record is from RefSeq and is a predicted model, not a curated record. NCBI's taxonomy places the organism in Eukaryota, Metazoa, Chordata, Lepidosauria, Squamata, Anolidae. The transcript is spliced from 2 exons. The coding region runs from base 47 to 442 and encodes 131 amino acids.
CCGUGCAAGUGUCCAGCCGGAGCUGCCAGUGCCUCCCGGGCUUCCAAUGGGGAGAGAGCGUCUGCAAGCAGCUCCCGGCCUGCGGGGGUCUCUUGGGGGCAGUGGUGUCUCUGGUCACCGCCUGCGACUGCCUCAGUUUCCCUGCCGGGAGCACCGGGUACUGCUUGCCUCCGUUGCAGGCCGCCAAAGCUUCGGAAACCACAACGCUGCCCCCGAAAACCGCCUCCGGGGAGGAAGUGGGUCUCUCCUUCCAGGUGGGCGAAGGAGCCACGGACGUGAAGCUCUACCUGCUGCGCCCCGAAUGGAACGGAGAAGCCAAGGAGGUCCGCAACGGGACGGCGGUGGUUCUGGAACUGAACGGAUCAGAGGCUGCACUGAGGGUCUCCCCGCUCUCCCCAGACUGGGAAGGUCCUGCCACCCCCUCUGUCUCACCUCAGAAUAGUUCACCUUGCUAUAGACAUCCAGUCACACACAGGGGAAAGUCUUUUGUAGUUUUAUUGAGCAAAAGCAGAUAUAAAUCAAAGCAGGCAGUAAUAAGCUUUUCAAGAUUGCAGUACAAGAGUUAAUAGAAAUCCAAUAGUUCAUAAGCCAUAAAAAUCCACAAGUCCAUAGGCCAUAACAAUCCAAUAAUUUGUCAUUUAACGAAUAAAUGACAAAGACGACCCAGACUGUUAUAUGGAUAAAGUAGGAGGAUAUUGGACGAACGGAUUUUAAGCAUAUGUUUUAUAUUUUAUACUGUAUUUAAUUGGUUGUAAUAUAUUUUUAUAUGUUGUUGUUUUUAAUGAUGUGUCGGCAUCGAAGUGUUGCCAAUUGCACGCCGCCUUGAGUCCCUUCGAGUGAGAAGGGCGGGAUAGAAAUAUUGGAAAUAAAUAAAUAAAUAAAAUAAUUCCUAAGCCAAAACAGUAGACGAUAGAUCCCAAAGAACAAAGGCCGAAAGGUUUCAAAGAUCCAGGAACAGGAAUCUUCUCUCAGGCAUGAAGCAGGAACAUCCACUCCGAUGAAGCAAGAAUUUGCUUUGACAAAAAUCUAUCUCAAAACACACACUUUUAAAAGCAACCCAAAAAUGCAUUUCUCUUUCCUGUGGAGGCCUCCCCCGCCAAUCUUACACUCCUACGAGGCUGAACUCCCUUCCAUAACAACCGGUCCGCCUUAGAUAAUUCAAGGUCCUCGUUAUCUUGCACCUGAACCGGGGCUGAAGACACUGGGGCUUGAGACAUCUCUUGCGCAUUAAUUCCCAUGGGAAUGUCAUACUGGCUGUUAUCUAUGGCCAGCUGGGUCAACAGUUCAUUCUGCUCAAGCUGCAUUUCUCGAGCCUCUGAAUCAGCCUGUAUCAUUCCCAUUCCUAUGCCAUCAUCCUGAAAUUCAUCCUGCAUCCCAUCAUCUGGCUCUUGUAUCUGAAACCCAGAAUCCCCUUCUUCAUCCUCACUCUGGCUAUGCUGUGGCUGAGUCACAACACUCUCCCCACUC